GAGUAGCUGAGCUGGACCCUGGAGGCUAAGGAAAAGUCACAGGAAGUUGGAGGGACGCGGAGACGAGGUCAAAGGAUACGCAGGACUUUCACACCUCGAUAGGUACCUACAUAUUACACGUGUGCAAAAGAAAAGUGAAGAAAUAUCGGACGAGACAGAGACGAGAUGCAGGAAAAUCGAGCGGACGUUUCCUCCUCGAGCAGGAGUCACGCUUUUGCCCUAAAUGCGGUCACGAGAUCAUUGAUGUUCAUGCUUGUCUUCUGCUUCGCCGGAUGCGCCGCUGGCUCCUGUCUCAGCUACGGACACUCGUGUUGGGGCGCUCAUGGAAAAAGAAGCGGCUAUAAUUACCCGGCUGGUAACCGUCCGGAGAACGACGAACGUCCAGCGCUUGCAGGCGGUCCUGGAAACGAAGCUGCUGGUCAGUCCCUGCAGGAUCGGUGGGUGCUUUCGCGCCUCGUUACACGCCAGCUUUCCGCCCCCGCAGGGCCGCAAGAAUUCCAAGAAAAUUGGUACAACUCGAAUAAAGGCCGAGGGCACGCUCGCAGCUGGGGCUCUAACGACGUCGGACCUUCUUCAGCGGUCGAAAUCGCGAAGCCCCUCAGACGGGACGAAGUGGAGGUGGAGAACGACGACGAUGACGACGAGGAAGAGGAGGACGAGGAGGAAAUACGCGACGAGGUCGUUGUUCCCCGGGUAAUGUCACGCGAGGUACGAGAGCAGGUUUUGGAAUCGCGAGACAUUUCGGACGACGAUGAAUUGGUCCUUUUACCACCGUCCAAUAGCCACUUCAAACCGAUCGGACAAUCGCACAAGCUGAGAUUAUUCAAGAUUUUGAAUGGAGCAGCUGGAAAAUUGAAGUAAGAAAAUGGAGACACGGCUAACGCAACGCGACUACCGACGGCAUGUUUUAUUUAUGAAAGAAAAAAAUUAUAAAUUUAUUUAUUGACAAGUUAUAAUAUUGUUGCUAUAUUGAAGUAUUAUUAUUGUGAAUUGUUAUUCAUUAUGUCAACUUAAAGGUGUUCCGCAGGCGUGUAAUUUGUAUUUAAUUAAAGGAAAGCGGGUUGUAUUCUUGUAUAUUGCACGUGAAUGGUA
Molecule: messenger RNA, 1092 nt
Organism: Diprion similis
Lineage: Eukaryota; Metazoa; Arthropoda; Insecta; Hymenoptera; Diprionidae
Gene: CCHa1
Exons: 5
Coding region: 166-861 (231 amino acids)
Source: RefSeq, a predicted model, not a curated record